AUGCAACAAUACAGAAUUUUACUGUUCAUAAUUAUAUUUAUCACUGGUUCAUCGGAGAUAUGUGGGCAACAAUAUGAGUGGUUUGGCGACUAUCAAUGGUCCGAUGAUGAAUGUAAUCAAACACAAUGUUGUUGUCUGCAUGGAACAUUAUCUGUCAUUGGUAAUGAUACAUCAAUUGGAUUUAUUUCAAAUUUGAGUGGUCGAGAUUGUGAAAAGGAAACUUUCAAUUUAUGGGCGCCAUAUUCGAGAGAUGUUACUCAAGUUUUAGGAAGAUUAUAUGGAUCAAUACUGAUAUCUUUAACCAUCAGUGAAAAUAGUAACAUAAUUACAUUAACCAGAUUGGAUACAUCGGAUUGUAAUUUAAAAGCUAAAAAAGCUUCUUAG
Molecule: messenger RNA, 384 nt
Organism: Rotaria sp. Silwood1
Lineage: Eukaryota; Metazoa; Rotifera; Eurotatoria; Philodinida; Philodinidae
Source: the annotation of a GenBank genome assembly